AAAGUCAUUGCAGUUAGGGUUCUAAGGGAUGUAUAGGAGUUUGGCAGCAACCAGGAAGAGGGAAUGUCAUGUGCACAGGCUCAGAAACAUGGAGUGGAGGUGCAUUUGGGGGAACAAGUUUCGGGUGUAUGAAAUGUGUGAGGGUGGAGGCAUUGAGAAUGGCAAGCAGAGGGAUCCUGGAUGUUAUCCUGAGGGUGGUGGGGAGCCGUAGAAGGUGUUAGAGCAGAGGUGGAACAAGGUCAGAUCUGCAUGUUGGACUGGAAUGGACUGGAGGCAGGCUGAGGUCUGGACAGAGAGAGAUUCAGGACGGACAAGGGGCAGGACCGGCACGUAAGCUGCAAGAGUGAGCGGCCUGUGGGAUGGCAGUUCCGUUUUCUCCACGCGUCUGCUGACAGCCCAGCUUCCUGCCGAGUUAUUUUCAUCUGCUUCCUGUUUGUCUUUGGCCGCCAAGGAGGGCACUAUGAUCUCUCCUGCCAGAAACCGCAGUGCCAGGGCCAUGCUAAACACUCUGGCCUGCUCCCCACAGGUGCCCAUUUUACAGAUGAGGAAACUGAGGCCCAGAGAGGGGCCCUGACUCCUGGCUCAACCAGCCAAGGAGGGGCCAGAGCCUGGAUUCGACCUCAGACUGGAGAGACCUCAGCUUUGUAGGAGCUAAUGGGCUCUGCUGGCCGGGCCUCUGCUGGGUCGGGGGGUAUCAGCCCCCAGGACUAUCCGGUCCUGGGGUGGGGCUGGAGUUGUUUCCUGGGGAAACUCUAAUCUCGGUUCCUUUCCGAUCCUGGUGCUUCCUUGGAGGCCAGGCCUGGGCAGGGUUGAGCCAGUGGGCGUCGUGCAGGAGGAUGGGCCAGGGCAGGGGCACCCUUCUUUGAGUGUUGGGGCAGCCCUGGGCCAGGGGAAGGGUCUGGAGCAGAGAGCAUGUGGGUUUGCAUCCUGCUGCUGCCGCUGCCAGGCUGUGAGACUGGAUCAGCUGUCCCUUCUCUAAGCCUCUGGCAUUUCAUCUGUGAAACGGGGCAAUGAUACGCCCUGGGGAGUUGCUGACUGUAACCAGAUGUCCUCAGCUCACAGUAAUUGUUGUGGGGACAGUGAGAGGGCUUGGGGACCCCGUGCUGUCUACCUAGGAAGCAGUGGGCGGCGGGAUCCAGGUGGGCGGGGUCUCCCCACACCUCCCCACGCCUCCCCACGCCCUGUACCUGGGCCUGUUUCCCUGCCUGCCCUUGGCCGGUCCCAUCCCGAAUCAAAUUGCAUCUCCCUGGGUCCCAGGCUCCUGCUACCUGAGACUGGGGAGCUAGCAGGACGCCGGGGCGGAGCUUUCCUCAGAGGGGGACGGGUCUUCGGACCGGCCAGAGCCGGUUUGCUUGCAGAGGACCUGGCACCAAAGACCCCGGACCAGCCAGUUGCCUAGCCCGGCCUGCGCAUUCACGGUCCCUGCGCCCUGACGGCUGCGCCAUGUGUAUCUGCGGGACAGUGCACCCGGCGCUGGAGCAGGCGCCGGUGCGCUGCCAGGCGGGGCCCCGAGACCUCCUAGAGGCCCGCCGGCCGCUUGCCCAUGAGUGCCUGGGUGAGGCCCUCCGCGUGAUGCACCAGGUCAUCUCCAAGUACCCACUGCUGAACACCGUGGAGUCGCUCACAGCUGCCGGCACCCUCAUUGCCAAGGUCAAAGCCUUCCAUUAUGAGUGCAACAAUGAUUCGGACAAGCAGGAGUUUGAGAAGGCCUUGGAGACCAUCGCAGUCUCCUUCAGCAGCACUGUGUCCGAGUUCCUCAUGGGUGAAGUGGACAGCAGCAUCCUCCUCUCAGUGCCCCGUGGGGACCCGGGCCAGUCAAUGGAGAACCUGUAUGGACAGGGGAGUGAGGGUGCCCCCCUCAGCAGUGAGGACUGUGAUGAGGGCUGCCUCUCCCCGGAGGCGGUGGACACGCUGCUGCAGCGCUGUGAGGGGGGUGUGCACGCCGCGCUGCAGUACGCCAAGAACAUGGCCAAGUACAUGAAGGACCUCAUCGGCUACCUGGAGAAGAGGAACGCGCUGGAGAUGGACUUUGCCAAAGGCCUGCAGAAGAUCGUCCAGAACUGCAGACAGAGCGUCAUGCAGGAGCCGCACAUGCCCCUCCUGUCCAUCUACUCGCUGGCCCUGGAGCAGGACCUGGAGUUCGGCCACGGCCUGGUACAGGCGGUGGGCACUCUGCAGACCCAGACCUUCGUGCAGCCCCUGAACCUGCGGCGGCUCGAGCACGAGAAGCGCAGGAAGGAGAUCAAGGAGUCUUGGCACCGCGCCCAGAGGAAGCUGCAAGAAGCAGAGUCCAAUCUGCGCAAGGCCAAGCAGGGCUACGUUCAGCGCUGCGAAGACCACGACAAGGCCCGCUUCCUAGUGGCCAAGGCGGAGGAAGAGCAGGUGGGCGCUGGCCCGGGUGCAGGGGGCGUGGCCUCCAAGACCCUGGACAAGAGGCGGCGCCUGGAGGAGGAGGCCAAAAACAAGGCGGAGGAAGCCAUGGCCACAUACCGCACGUGCGUGGCGGACGCUAAGACGCAGAAGCAGGAGCUUGAGGACACCAAGGUGACAGCACUCCGGCAGAUCCAGGAGGUCAUCCGGCAGAGCGACCAGACCAUCAAGUCGGCCACCAUCUCCUAUUACCAGAUGAUGCACAUGCAGACGGCCCCGCUGCCUGUGCACUUCCACAUGCUGUGCGAGAGCAGCAAGCUGUACGACCCAGGCCAGCAGUACGCCUCCCACGUGCGCCAGCUGCAGCGCGGCGAGGAGCCAGACGUGCACUACGACUUUGAGCCCCACGUCUCCGCCAACGCCUGGUCCCCGGUCUUGCGCGCCCGAAAGAGCAGCUUUAACGUCAGCGAUGCUGCGGUGGCGGAGGCCGCGGCCUGCCCCCCAGAGGAAGGUGGGCCCGGCGACGGGGAGCUUGCCAAGGAGCGCAGGGGUGGGCGCGGACACCAGGUGCACAAGUCGUGGCCGAUCGCCAUCUCAGACUCUGACGCCAGUCUGGACCCCAGCCCUGGCUCAGGGGACUUUAAGAAGUUCGAGCGCAUGUCUUCCAGUGGCACCAUGUCGUCCAGCGAGGAGCUGGCCGACCAGGAGAGCAGCACAGGCGCAUCAGCCUUUGACCAGGAUGAUCUCAAUGGCAUGGCCCCGGAGCUGCCUGUGGCCAUGCCCAGCGGGCCCUUCCGCCAUGUGGGGCUGUCCAAGGCGGCCCGUACCCACCGGCUCCGGAAGCUCCGCUCGCCGGCCAAGUGCCGGGAGUGCAACAGCUACGUGUACUUCCAGGGCGCCGAGUGUGAGGAGUGCUGCCUGGCCUGCCACAAGAAGUGCCUGGAGACCCUGGCCAUCCAGUGUGGCCACAAGAAGCUGCAAGGCCGCCUGCAGCUCUUUGGCCAGGACUUCAGCCAGGCCGCCCGCAGCACCCCGGACGGUGUGCCCUUCAUCGUCAAGAAGUGUGUCUUCGAGAUCGAGCAGCGGGCGCUGCGCACCAAGGGCAUCUACCGGGUCAAUGGGGUGAAAACACGUGUGGAGAAGCUGUGCCAGGCCUUCGAGAACGGCAAAGAGCUGGUGGAGCUGUCGCAGGCCUCGCCCCACGACAUCAGCAACGUCCUCAAGCUCUACCUGCGCCAGCUGCCUGAGCCACUCAUCUCCUUCCGCCUCUACCAUGAGCUUGUGGGGCUGGCCAAGGACAGUCUGAAGGCAGAGGCCGAGGCCAAGGCGGCAACCCGAGGCCGGCCGGAUGUCACCGAGAGAGAGGCUGUGGCCGUGGCCAUGGCGGGCCGGCUGCGGGAGCUCCUGCGGGACCUGCCGCCAGAGAACUGGGCCACGCUGCAGUACCUGAUGCGGCACCUGCGCAGGAUCGUGGAGGUGGAGCAGGACAACAAGAUGACACCGGGGAACCUGGGCAUUGUGUUUGGGCCCACGCUGCUGCGGCCCCGGCCCACUGAGGCCACCGUGUCCCUCUCCUCCCUGGUGGACUACCCACACCAGGCCUGCAUCUUGGAGACGCUCAUCACCCACUACAGCCUGGUCUUUGAGGAGGAGCCCGAGGUGGCAUCUGGGUGCCAGGAUGUGACGUCCAACCAGGGGGCCGAGGUGGUGGUCCAGGAGCCGUAUCCGGAGGCCAGCGGGGGCAUGGCCUCACCCCUGCCGGAGGAGGCUGAGGAUGGGGGCCUUGAACCCCACAUUGCCUCCAAUGACUCCGACUCAGAACUGGAGGAGGCCUCGGACCUGCCAUCCCUGGCGGGUGGGGCGGCCCUGCACCGCCUUGGCUUCCUGGAGAAGUUGGGCGGCGUGGAGGGCGGCCGGGACAGCCGCAGUGGCAGUGAGGAGCAGCUGGGCACUGCUACCGGGGAGGAGGAGGAUGGGCCCGGGCCUGGGGUCUGGGAGGACCUCGGGGAGGAGCCGGCCCAGCGGCUCGCCGAGCACAAUACCAACCAGUGCAACAACGUGGCUGUGGCCCGUCUGCCAGCCGUGAGGCUCCGUGGCGGGCGGCUGGCAGGGGGCGUGGGCUGGGAGAGGCGGCCAGAGUUCGUGUAGCUGGGGCAGCGGGCAGGUCUGCUCCAGGCUCCUGUCCCUGUGGACAUGUCACCGAGAGGCCUCUCCUUCCGCCCACAGCGGCGAGGGCAUCACUGGCCAACUUUUCCAGAAGCUUCUGCCCGCGCUGCUCCGCACGCCCACCAGGCCCCACUCCUCUGAGCUGGGGGAUUCUGCUCUUGGAGUCGCCCCGGCUGUGAUGGAGGGACCCUGCCCACCCUGGCGCUGGGCCGUGGAGGCCGCACGGCAGCUGGGAGGAGGGCUGGACGCCUUAGUGGAUGGUGGGCAGGCAGCCUUGGGAUGCCCUGGCUUUUACGGAAAACUGGGUUUGGAUACCUGGGGCUGAGGAUGCAGUGAAGUUCCACGAUGGAGUUCUUUGACAGGCACAUUCCUUUUGCAUAAAAUAAAGUCUUUAACCUCA
Molecule: messenger RNA, 4936 nt
Organism: Delphinapterus leucas (beluga whale)
Lineage: Eukaryota; Metazoa; Chordata; Mammalia; Artiodactyla; Monodontidae
Gene: ARHGAP45
Product: Rho GTPase activating protein 45
Biological process (GO): signal transduction; activation of GTPase activity
Cellular component (GO): membrane
Molecular function (GO): GTPase activator activity
Source: RefSeq, a predicted model, not a curated record